Molossus molossus (Pallas's mastiff bat) is the source of this 1071-nucleotide messenger RNA. Its product is annotated as transcription factor BTF3-like. NCBI's taxonomy places the organism in Eukaryota, Metazoa, Chordata, Mammalia, Chiroptera, Molossidae. The record is from RefSeq and is a predicted model, not a curated record. Bases 145 to 627 code for a protein of 160 amino acids. Gene Ontology annotation, cellular component: nascent polypeptide-associated complex; cytosol. The transcript has a single exon.
AGUCUUCUCAGCUGUUUACUCCACAGUCAGGUAUCCAUCCUUUUACCUAAGGAGCAAUAUCUUAGAAAAUCCGACUGCAGAGUCCAAGACCCCCCUGAAGGCCAACCCUAGACCCCCGCGCGGCCCCGUUUCUUCUCCAACAAGAUGAAAGAAACUAUUAUGAACCAGGAGAAACUCGCCAAACUGCAGACACAAGUGUGCAUUGGUGGGAAAGGAACUGCUCGUAGAAAGAAGGUGGUUCACAGAACAGCUACAGCAGAUGAUAAACUUCAGUUCUCCUUAAAGAAGUUAGGGGUAAAUAAUAUCUCUGGUAUUGAAGAAGUAAAUAUGUUCACAAACCAAGGAACAGUGAUCCACUUUAACAACCCUAAAGUGCAGGCAUCUCCGACAGCGGACACUCUCACCACUACAGGCCAUGCUGAGACAAAGCAGCUGACAGCAAUGCUACCCAGCAUCUUCAGCCAGCUCGGUGCCCACAGUCGGACUAGUUUAAGGAGACUGGCUGAAGCUCUGCCCAAACAAUCUGUGGAUGGAAAAGCACCACUUGCUCCUGGAGAGGAGGAUGACAACGAAGUUCCAGAUCUUGUGGAGAAUUUUGAUGAGGCUUCCAAGAAUGAGGCAAACUGAAUUGAGUCAACUUCUGAAGAAGAUAAUCUUGAAGAAGUUACUGGGAGCUGCUAUUUUAUAUUAUGACUGCUGUUUUCAAAUUUUGUUUAUGGAUCUGAUAAAAUCUAGAUCUCUAAUAUUUUUUAGCCCAACCCCCCUGGACAUUGCAGCUCUUUUCAGUUUUUGCAUAUACAUAAAUCAUUCUUUGCAGCUAAUUAAGCUGAAGAGGCCCGGGAAUAAAGUUUGAAACAGGUUAAUAAAGUUCUUUGCCUAGUAUAAAAAAAAAGAAAAGAAAAUCUGACGGCAGCUUCAGAAAAGGAGUAGAAGGGACCAGCAGGAUUAGGAAGAAAGGAAAGGCCAUCUAAGGGAAAUGUAAUAACUGGGAGGUGGAAUAACUCCUCUGGAUGUCUCCAUUUGGCUCAAGCCAAGUUGUGGGGGUUGGGGUCUCUCGACUUCUGAGGUAGG